CAGGCUGGGUGAGUCAGUCCCCUGCCUCCAGUAAAUAUUUGUAUUAGCAGGAGCCGGCUCUGUAAUGGUGGCUGCGCUGUGAGCGGCGCAGACCCAGGGACCCCAGGGCACGGCAGGCAGCGAGCGGCGGCGGCGACAUGUCGGUGAACAUGGACGAGCUGAAGCACCAGGUCAUGAUCAACCAGUUCGUGCUGACCGCGGGCUGCGCCGCCGACCAGGCGAAGCAGCUGCUGCAGGCGGCGCACUGGCAGUUCGAGACUGCGCUCAGUGCUUUUUUCCAAGAAACAAACAUCCCCUACAGCCAUCACCAUCAGAUGAUGUGCACUCCAGCCAACACGCCCGCCACGCCCCCCAACUUCCCCGAUGCCCUCACCAUGUUCUCCCGCCUCAAGGCCUCCGAGAGCUUCCACAGCAGCAGCCCUGUAGCAUCUAUGGCGACCUCCCCUCCUCCCCCACCCCCACCGCUCCCCCAGCCCGGGGGCUUCACCCCAGCCUGGCCUGCGGCUCUCCCCUCCAGCCAGCAGCAGCAGAGCAUGUGGACUUCGCCCUCGCAGCCGUCGGACUGGCCCGCCACAGUCUCCCAACAAGCCACGUCAGAACAGAAGGCCAACGUGACCAUGGAGGCCGAGAGAUGAGGCCGUGGGGGAGCGGGAACACAAUGUGGGGAGGGCCCACAUGGCCCCAGCGUUCAUUUCCCCUUCCCCUUUCCGAGGAAGAGAGGAACUUUGUUGCCUCGGAGACUGGCAACCACAUUCAGACAGACAGACACAUGAGCAAAUAGCCACCUUGCAUGGGUUUGGUUUGAAGUAGUUUUUACUUGUCCUAGAGCUGACCGGAGCUCCCCAGAGACCCAGGGAGGCCACGGUGAAUGCAAGAGCCAUCUCUGGCUUCUGCGUCCCGGAGCCUGACUUUAUAGGAAUCUCUCAAUGAGGGGACCCCCUUCCCAUCUUUCCUGCUGGGAUGCUGGAUUUUUGCAUGCGAGUGACUUUUGGGUGGGAGUGGUAAAUCCCUUCUUCAUGACCCACUUCUCCCUCCUAGCACCUGGAGGGGUCCCACUGGCAGGCAGAAUGGGGCUGUGGGUAAUACACAUCUCCCCUUCCUACACGGCUCCCCCAACCCCGCCGAAUGGGGUUUUUUAAAGGAAAAAGGAAAAAAAAAUUGCUCAGCUGUGGGCCUUGAAUCCAUGCACUGAGCUCGCAUUGUACCGAGAAGGAGGUGAACGGGGACUCCUUUGGAGAAUAUAGCCACUUGUUUUCUAUGACCCCAGCUUUCUGCUUUCCCCAGGGCGAGGACCUGCAGCCCCUCUCAGAGCCUGGGGGAUCAGAUUCCCAUUGAGACGUGUGGGUGAGGCUGGCUGGGCGCAACUGGGCAGUCUCAUGCCGCCGGGAUGGGGGGCUGGCGCCCUUUGCAUGACAGCGUAUGUCCCACGGAGGCUGGGCUUGCUUUGACACCCUCUGUUCUUUGCUCCCUGUGGGGGGAAGGCCCUUCGGACGCGCUCUGGCGGCACCAGGCCUGAGCAUUCCGCAGGGGCCGCUUGCAAUACACGCUCUUCUGCUUUGAACCCUAGUGUCCAUGCUUCGUUUUCAGUGGCCUGGGGAGAUGGGAAUGGCUUUUCCGGGAUCAGGGACCUCACCUCACCCGACUCCUCCUGGCGCAUGCCCAGCCAGGCAGUCACACGCAGACAGGGCUCAUGAGGGAAGGGGUUCUGCUUUAGGAUGCAGUGAUGGGGGAGGGGAAUGGGGCUUCCUCCCUCCCCACCCCCAGGCAUGGGCCAUGGGGCAGCGCUCACCCUGGCCUCACAACUGUAUUGGCUAAAGACCUGAGAGGAGAAGCUUGACAGGCUGGGAAACCCUGGGUCCCCAGAGGUAAUUGGGGGCUGCUGAACUCCUUACCAGGGGUCUGCAAGAGUUUAUUCUCUCCCCCCUCCCCCCGACAGACUCAGGAGAGUUGGGAUGAGGAGACCUCUACUGUCUCCAUAAAUCGCCCCUGCAGCUUGGCUGGAGUGCCCUUUCCCCUCGCUGCCUGUGUGGACUUGCUGUAACGUUAUACUGUGGCUGCGUUCUACUCCAGAGGUGGCUGCAUGGGGGGGGGUCCUCUGGCCUGAGAGGCACUUCUCUUCCAGGGUGAGGUGCUAUGUGUGGGGAAUUGCACCAAGGGGGAGCAGGAAAGCAGCUAGCCCUCAGGCUUCAGAGGUAACUGAAAGCUACAUUUCCCAAGGGCUUUGUUGCAACCAUAUCUGAGGAAUCCAGAGUUAUGUGGCUCAGAGACAGACAGGCUCCAUACACAUCAGACAGGUGGCGGGAGAGGAGCCAUCCAGCAGCGGCCAUGCCACUAAGAACUCCCCAAGCUCUCCCUAGCCUGAGUGACUGCUGGGAAAGCUACCCCGCUCCUCGCUAUGGCAGGACCUGCCACAGGCAUCAGGGGCAGCAUCCUCUGCCCAGAGGCGGAGCAUUAGCCAAAGUUGCUUGCGUGCCUUGUACGAGGGCGCUGCCCAGCCAACGCUGAGCAGCACGGGCAUUUGGCAUCCCUCGAUCAGUCAGGACGUUGGCCAAGGCCCUGGAGAGGAGCAGUCAGUGGGGUGAAGAGGGGACAGGCUGGUGGCCAGGAGUGAAAGCUGGAGUGGCUGGAACAAUGAACCCCAUGGGAUUGUGAGGGAGAUGCAGAUAUCUGAGCUGCUUAGUGCUCUGUCCUGUGGAAGCCAGGGGUGGUGGGUAACUGCUGAGACAUGGCUCUGCAUGGCCUGCUCAGUGCUGACACCGUGGGUCUGACAUGGGAGGCAGGGUACGGGGUUGGGGGCAGCAGGACCUGGACUCUGGCUCUGGCAGUAGCCAGUGCACUGUUCCUUCCUGGUGGUGAGGCUGCUGGAAGCCCAGGAUGGGCUAAGCACAUCCGCUGGGGCUGGGGCUGGCUGUCGGGGGGCUGAUGGGCAAAAAAGCAUGGCUGGGCUAUGACACACCCCAGCAGAGGGGGGCGUGCUGCUGGGUUUUCUCAGUGCUCCCCCCAGCAACAGGCUCAGCGUGAGGCAUGUCCUGGAAGCAGGACGGGUCUCUGGGGAGCAGCCAGUGGCACAGACUAGCCUGGCACAGCUCCCUGGGCAGAACCAGAACUCCUCAUGCCCAGCAUGACCUACCCCCCCAACAAUGGCCUGGAGUUAGCCCUCGAAACCAGGACUUCUCUACCCAAAAUGCAUUGCUGCUGCAGCUUUCUUGGCCUGCCAGAGACUCGAGGAACUUUAAGCCCGUUCUAGCUGGCUGAGGGGCACUGCUGAUUGGGGGCUUGGGUCGGUGCUCUGACCCAGUGGCUGCCCGUGUUACCUGGGUCGAGUGCAUGGGAGGAGCUGGAAAAUGGCUUGGAAAGGAGAAGAUGCUGUAGCCCAGACAGAGGCCUUGGGGCAGAGAUGGGGAGAAGCCCAACCCAGCAUCACCCAUGGGACCAUUUGCAGGCACCAUACAGCCCUUGGGAGUUCUGUGCUUGCAGCCCAAUGCAUGGAUGCUUUGGUGGAUCUCUGCACCGGCCCUUUGGCCGUGCCCAUUGCUGUAGGAUCUGUCCUGCUGUGGACCCAUGUGACAGGGGAUCUCAGAAGGGAUUUCAGUAGAUUUCACUCACAGGGCAUUGGUGUGGGGAGGUGACAGUGUGUCUGCAGAUGGGCACAGAGGGCAGAGCCUGCAGUCAGUUCCGUGUGGGCCCUAGGGCUGGCAGUCAGGAGGAGAGGUGUUCAUGUGCAGCGGGAAUGGGACAGUCCCUCAUGCUGCCCCCUCAUGCAAGAUCAGUCCGUGGCAUGGGCCACAUCUGUCCCGUCAUCCUCUGCUGCCGCCCCGAGCAGCUGGCAGCCCUUCCAGGAAGCUCACCCUGCAGGAUGCAGGGAUGGGGAAUCGAAGGAGGGUCCAUGCUGGCAUUUCCUACGUGAUCCUGGGACACGUCGGCAGGAGUGACCAGCUUUGGUGUGUUGGGUGAGGCCACUGCAAGCGCAGGCACAUCCCCCUUCAAUGCCUGAUGCCUGGCACAAGCUGGCACUGCCGGCAGAGGAAGCUUUGUGCCCAUGCAACAUCUUUGAGCUCCAUCCUUCCAUGCCCAGCCCUUGGAAGGAGCUAGCUUUUCCCAUGCUGUCCUUGUCUUUCUUUUGCUCCCAAUGCCCUCAGAGCCCUGCUCCCUCUGCAGUGUGGCAGCUGGCUCAGGAAGCAGGCACGUGUACUCCCAUUUUAGUUCCCUUAGUGACAGAAAAUGGGCCAGAGCUAGGUGGGGCUUGCAUAGUGCAGGAAGCAGAUGCCCAGCUGCACUGGCAGCGGAUUUGCAAGCUGGCAGGUCAAUACCAUCUGCUUUGAGCACCCCCAAGCCCCUCCUUAGCCACUUUGUGGAUCUCACUGGGUAUCAGUGGAUGUGGCGUAGCCCACUGUCUGGGCAGGACUGCCCAUAGAUCCAUCCCACUAAGGGAUAGUGUCCGGGCUCAGCAGAUGUGCUAGGAUGGAACCACUUCACAUGCAGUGUCUCCAGGUUAGUUAGCACCCCAGAGUUCCGCCCUCAUGGCCCAGGGCACAGUAAUGCUUCCCAGGGCUGGCUGCUAGAAUGGCCCAACCCUCCCAUGCUGUUCCCGCUGCCAGCAGUCGACAGAGUGAAACCCUAAGCCAUGGCUUCUCUCAUGCUCAGGGCUAGCCGAGAGGUCUCCAAGGCAGAGGAGCAGCGUGAAAGGGAUUGGCUUCCAGCCGGAGAAGGCACCUGCCCUGGGUGGCAGGGCAUGGAGGAGGCCAAGAAAACAGGCUAGUGGGAGGGCCAGCUUCGUACCCGUGCUGAACCCAACCAGCACGGGGCACUCCUGAGCUAGGCCUAGGAUGCACAGCUCCAGUCCAGCCUCCACGCCUUGCCGCAGAACCAGCGCUAGGCAUGAGCAGACUUAGCAAUGGCUUAGGGCCCCAAGCAGUUCAAGGGGGCCCCCUAUUCGCGUUUUUAGUAUAUGAUGUGUGUGGGGAGGGACAAACAUAUUUCUUCUUAUGGCCCCCAAUGGGCUAGCACUAUCUCUGCCCUGCCGGCAGCGCUGGGAGAAUCUUCCGAUUCCCCUUCUGUCUGGAUUCACUUACUAGUUGCAUGCCCAGCGGCCCUGGUUCUUCUCCUGCUCCCAGGCGGUACUGUCACUCCAAGGGGCCCUGCCAUGGCAUCUCCCUGGGCUGUAACAAUGCUGCUCCCACAAUAGUUGUGGACUCUCAUUAAUAAUUCAAUCCCUUUUUGUGUGUGUUGCUAAAAUAAACACCGGCCCUACCAACAAUACCA
Molecule: messenger RNA, 5262 nt
Organism: Malaclemys terrapin pileata
Lineage: Eukaryota; Metazoa; Chordata; Testudines; Emydidae
Gene: UBALD1
Product: UBA like domain containing 1
Exons: 3
Coding region: 138-635 (165 amino acids)
Molecular function (GO): protein binding
Source: RefSeq, a predicted model, not a curated record